This is a messenger RNA of Megalopta genalis, 602 nucleotides long. Lineage: Eukaryota; Metazoa; Arthropoda; Insecta; Hymenoptera; Halictidae. The record is from RefSeq and is a predicted model, not a curated record.
AUGGCAAUAUUUCGAAUUCCAGUGAUGUCAUGCUUAGUAGCAGCCUACGUGACUGUGUCCAUACUACUGCCUACGCUGCUGCGCUCGAAACUUCAACUUCAUUAUCUGCACAUGUUCGGAUUUUUUUAUACCGAGGGGGGUCAGCAAACCGACAGGGUGUGUGUUCACCUGGUGCUAGUGAGUGUGAUGGGUCAGAUUACGUUAGCAGGUACGGAAUCGUCACUCGCUGUUUUCAGCGCCUAUUUCUGUGGACUGUUCGACAUUGCCAGUUACCGAAUACGAGGUGCAGUGAACAAGAUGGUGAACUCGGUUACGUUGGAGCUAAUAGACAUACAAUCAGCCAUCGAAGUGCAUCAACGGGCUCUUGAAUCGGUCAGCAAACGUCCUCCAAAUUGAUCGUAACUUAUUUCGUCUCAUACGAUUCCUAACUUUCGCCCAAUUUCGAACGGAAACAAAUUAUGUGUCGAUAACACCGAAUGAAAUGCAUCGUAAUAAAACCGCAACAUUUUGUUAGUAUUCAGCCAUUAUGAUCUCAAACACACGCAAACGGUCAGCAUGUAAAAUGAUCGUAGAUUUGAUAUAAUAAAGGAUUUAUAAUACGA